AAUCAGUUUCUACCGGUAGUCCAAGUGAAGUACUCUACUACCAACUACCACGCUCGGAAGCCAUUUUCCCCAUCGUCGCACGUGACACACCUUCACUGCCAGGUAUCUGUGAGUCAGCGUCCGCCGCAUGUUAACUACGCUACCCCAUAUACGGACUAGUUAGCGUGGCGUGGCCAGGCAGACGUCUGGCUGAAGCGAUGAGCUGCAAGCUGUUUGCUCGCGGGCGCGUUAACCAACCACCACCAUCUCCGUUCGCGAAGCUGAAGACUUGUCAACUUCUUCUGUGGAUCCAUUAGAUAUCUGGAGAAUUCUCCCCUUCCGCUACCCAGCCAAGCUGCACGCACCCACGCAACCUCCACGUCGGGCGAUCCACCACCCGCCCACCGCGAUGCCCACGCUCGACGACCUCCCGCGCGAAGUCCUAUACGAGAUCCUAUCGCACCUGUCACCCGUUUCCGCCAGCGUCCCCUCGCUGUGUCGCCAUGCCUUCAGCGCGCUCUUCCUGAGCAGCCGGUCCCUGCACUCAGCGGUAGAGUCCUACAGCCUGCACCUGCUCACGAAGCUAUCACUCGCGUUCCCCUCCUCCCCCCGUGCCCGCCUCAAGGCGCCCUACACGCGCACCUACCUGCGGCAUGCGCACAUGCGCUGCCGCUUCUGCGACCGGCGCACGCGGUGCGUCGCGCGCGUAUUCAACGAUGUGCGGUGCUGUCGGCGGUGCGACACGCGGUGGGAGGGGGUGACGAUGACGGAUGCGCGGGCGGAGUGGCGGCUGGGGCGCGACGAGCUGCUGGCCCGGUGUCGCUGGGGCACGUAUAUGGUCCAUAGUGUCCGUGCGACUAUGCUGCUGGAGGAGGAUGUCAUGGCACUCGCCAGGGAGCGCCAUGGUGAUCUCGACGCGUGGAUCGAGAAGAGGACUGAUAAGUGGAAGGAGAGGUAUCGCGUUAGGAAAGAGGCGCGGGAUAAGCGGCAGCGGUUGAGGGAUCGCGACGCCGCCGCGUAGAGGAGUGGUACAUACAUACGGCUUCUCGGCUACUGCCGGAUCGUGAUGGCGAGGUCUUCAACGCUGUUGUUUAGAAAUGGAAAUCGUGUUGACAUGACUGCGCAUAAGUUCGCUUUCGAGUACCCAUGAAUGUCAUGCUGUCGAGCAGAGUCGCCACAACCGUCAACGACGUCAAGCACAUCGUAAUACCGGUGAUUUCGGCAGCUUGGACGUCGGGACGAUGCGACGGCAGUGCUGCACAAGCAGAUUUCAUCGGCUCUGUGAAUCUUGACAUUCGUGGGACUUAUCGACAAGUCGAAUCUACGAAGAGUACUCCGGUAGAGUAUCUACUGGCAUUGGCACUGAUGGCAGCCAUGCAUUCGGAGUCACUCGACGACGAUAUUCCGGGUACGUGAUUCAUUAGCAGUCUCUUAGGCUCCGUUCAUCUCACCAUUAUCUCAUCCUGCUACCACA
Molecule: messenger RNA, 1453 nt
Organism: Tricharina praecox
Lineage: Eukaryota; Fungi; Ascomycota; Pezizomycetes; Pezizales; Pyronemataceae
Exons: 2
Coding region: 389-1000 (203 amino acids)
Source: RefSeq, a predicted model, not a curated record